AGGUAGCUGCCUCCUCCCUUUCCCACCGCUCUAGUCCGCGGCCUCCCGGGAUCAAGGCAGGACUCAGCGCCGCGCGUCCCCGGACUGGCCAGGGCGCCCCUCUGCGGACCUCAGGCGCUUUCUCUGCCCGAGCGCGGGGGCCUCCCCGACUCUUCGGAGAGAGACGCACGGAUCUGGGUGGCGCCGAGACAGUGGGUCUGGCGGCCGCGGGGACUACCCAAGCACGGGGCUCCGGCCCGGGAGCUGCUGGAACAUGCGCCCGGAGCUGCAGUUUGUCUGACAGUUGCUGGACUAUGUUUAUACUUCUGGUGCUACUCAGCCAAUUGACCGUAGUUACCUUCGCGUUUCCUCAUUGCACAAGAAGUCCGGAGAAGUCGAGGCAUGAGGAAGAAGUCUUUACAUCAAAAGAAGAGGCAAACUCGUUCAUCCAUAGACACCUUCUAUAUAAUAGAUUUGAUUUGGAGCUCUUCACUCCCGGUGACCUAGAAAGAGAGUGCACAGAAGAACUUUGUAAUUAUGAGGAAGCCAGAGAGAUUUUUGUGGAUGAAGAUAAAACGAUGGCAUUUUGGCAAGAAUACUCUAUUAAAGGACCAACCACAAAAUCAGAUGGCAACAGAGAGAAAAUUGAUGUUAUGGGUCUUCUGACUGGCUUAAUUGCUGCUGGAGUAUUUUUGGUUAUUUUUGGAUUACUUGGUUACUAUCUUUGUAUCACUAAGUGUAACCAGCAUCAAUAUCCAGGUUCUUCAGACACCUAUGUAAGAAGGGGCAGACAUACUCCCUCCAUCAUUUUCAGAAGACCUGAGGAGGCCGUCUUGUCUCCUUCGCCAUCUUUAGUGGAGGACACAGGAUUACCUUCUUAUGAGCAGGCAAUGGCACUGACCAGAAAACACAAUGUUUCGCCGCCACCACCAUAUCCUGGGCCAACAAAAGGAUUUAGGGUAUUUAAAAAGUCUAUGUCACUCCCAUCUCACUAAGCCUGCCCUGUUGUCUUGGUGAUAUAGAACAUUCACAUUAUUUAAAUGGCUCAUUUUCCUGGACCAGAAAGGACGUGUCAGUUCAGCCCUUUAUGACAAACUACAGAGCAUAAAGGAGGAAUAAGCACGUGUAAUAUGCCGCUGAAGUUCUGUCGACAUCUUGGACCUGGACUUGAUCAUUAUCAGCUGGAUAAGGAACUGUGACUCCGUAUCCUUGCAGUUAAGAGAGCACUUUUUUGUUCAUUUAAGUCAUUCAAAAACUCUGCGUUAUGGAUAUCACAGCUAGGACUGGUGAGCUGUCUGUAUCCUUUAUACUGAAAAAGGUUUUAGACAUCUUGUGUUGAAUAUUUUUUUAAAAAGUAAGAAUUUCUAAUUAUUAGAUUAUCCCAAGUCAUAAUAUUGGACCUGCUCUUUUUUAGGAUUUCUUUUUGGUUGGAAAUACUUCAUAGAAUUCGGCAUUUAAAUAUAAACUGGUGACCUUAAUGUGAUCACUUGGUUUUAUGUUUUAAAUUAUUGCACAGCAUUCACUAUAUUUUGCACAGUUUAGUCGUGAACUCUUGCUAUCGGUCAUAUUUUAUUAUGGGGAGUGGGGUCAGUAAUUUUUCUUAAAAAAAUACUUGCUAGGGAACUAAUUCUUCAGAGGGUACAGGGUUGUAAUGGCAAGGAUUUACAAGGGUUGUUAUACUAUUAAAGAAAUAUACAGGCCUCAGAGCUAAGAAUGAGUAGAACUUGAUAAAGUUGCACAUGUUACUGUCAAGUAGACACACCCAUUUUCAUUUCUAAGUUAUCUGCAUAUAACUAUAUAAAUUAUUAAUUUGGAAAAUUUGUUGAAAUUCAUAAAUAACAGUUUGAGAAUCUAGAAGAAGUAACUUACUUCUCUGCUAGCAAAUAAUAUUGAUUAAAGUGACCAGCAACCCCUUGUAUCUCAAUGUCUGGACGCAGAACUCCACAGGUAAUCACUUGGACCUGUAUUUUGUAUCUUCUUCUAAUCUUAUAUAUGACCAGUCUCCCCUCAAGAACGUAGUAGAGUAUAAGCUAUAAACGUCUGGAAUGGAUGUGUUUGCACACAUUUAUUUGAGUGGGUGUGUAUGUGUACGUGAACUUGUUUCCUCUUUGCAGGACCUCAAAAAAUAACUUACUUCUGAGAAAUAGAAAAUUCCAUUCUCUAUGUUUUUGCCAGGCAUUGCUUUUUCCUAUUAUUUAAGACCAUUUAUAAAAUGGUAUUUUGUUUUAUCAUUUUUACAGAGGUGAGAUUAAAACCCACAGGCAUUUGAUAAUUCUUUCCAAAUUAAAUGUUUAAAAAAUAUAAAUCAUAUUACACUGUGUGAGUGUAUGUCUCUCUUUUAAGACAGCAUGAUCUUAAGACAGAUAAAAGCAAAACCUUAAUCACUACAGACUGCCAAAGACUUUACCUUUUAGAUUUUCAGUCUCUUCAGUUGCUUGUCACAAAGAAGUCAUCUAGCAACAUUUAGAUAUUAUGAAAAGUGGUCCUUUUCAAGCCACCUUUAUUACCUACACAAAUUUUACUAUUAGUCAUGCCUUGGCUUUACAUAAGCACUUUUCUUUAUGUAAGUUUGCACUUUGCACUUAUUUUAAUCCUCUUUAAAAGGUCGGAGGCAAACUCUACUUUAGUUACUUUAACAAUCAGACUAAGGCAUAGAAGGAUUACUUGCCCAAAAUCUGACAUGUUGGUGAGAGCUAAGUUUAGAAUCAGCAAGCACACUUUUCUAGGCCCAUCUCAUACCUAUAGAAAUAUGCUGUCUCAAGUUAUAAAAUUGUAAAAUACAGUUCUAAGUCUUUAUGAGAAAUGUAUAUGCAUUUGUCAUAUAUAUAUAUAUAAAUCUGUGUGUGUAUAUAUUAGAUGUCUGUAUAGUAUUGUCAUACACAUAUGUGUUUCUUAGGAGGAAUAAGAAUAUAAGAUAUAAGAUAUGAUACAUCUUUUAUUGAAUCACAAUUUGAAAUAAUUCACGAACUUGUUUACUCCCAUUGACUCACAGAAUCUAAACUGUAAAGCUAGCUUCAGAGCCUGUGACAACCCGUUGCCCCAGUGGUAGCCUAGAUUUGUCAUAUGUCAUCAUUUUGUGUAAAACUAUUGCUCUAACUUGAACAAAUCUAGAGUUCAUCAUUAAGAUGAAUCACUGGUAUUUGUAGAGCAUCCAAUAUUGAGCUCAUAAUACUUUAAAUAUAAAAAGGAGGUGGGAGGGUAUAGCUCAUUGGUAAAAAUGCGUGCUUAGGCACAAGGUCCUGGAUUCAAUCCCCAGUACCUCCAUUUAAAAAAAUUUUUUUUAAAUAAAUAAACUAAUUACCUUCCCCCUCUGCCUCCCCAAAAAAACAAAAAUAAGACAAAACAAAAUUUUAAAAAGCUUUAAAAAAUGGAAAAUAUGAUAGAACCACAAUUAACAAAUGCUUAUGAUAAUUGAAAGGAAAAUAUCUCAAUAUAAAAUUAUUGACACAUAUUUCUAUCUCAUGCACCCUUUUCUAGUCAUUACAGUUGUACUUUUGGUGGUGGGUUUUUUAGUUCGACUGAUGUGUUUUGUUUGUACUUCUUCCCCAGGUAACUGAUUAGUGUUAACCAUUAAAUCUAUUUUGACAAAGUUUUAUAUUUAAUUAGAACAGUUUUCUCCUCUAUUACAAUCAGGAAAUGAAUGUAACAUGGGCAUGAAAAGGGAAUAAGACUAGAAAAAGAUAAAUACACAUUUAUAGGGUUAUGCCUUCAGUGGGAUAGAUAAUUCUACACAGAAUAUUCUCUUUUCAAAGUGAAAAAAAUUAAACAGAGCACGAACUAUGAUUAUGUCAAAGUUUUGCAUCUCAUAAUAAAGUGCCCUCUGAGUAAAUAUACAGAGUUUGGUGAAAAUUCUGAGAACAAUUGAAAACUAGAGCAACAGUGUCCUCUGGGUCUGGUUUCCCAUCUGCCUGUAAAAUUCUGACCUUUUUUUUCUAUUUCUCAGAUAAUUUAUGUGUGUGUAUACUUUUCCUUUAGGUACAAGAGAAUUUUUUAAUAAAAAAAUUUUGUUGGUGCUGUUUAAAAGCUUAAUUUCAUAUAUAUCAUACUGCUUUUGUACUAAUUGAAUGUAACAAAUUUGUAUUAGUUACUGGUUUGAUUUGAUGUGUUGUGUAUGGCAUUUAUACUAUUAAAGGAGUGUCUAGAAUUUUUGUAAUUUAAAAAAAAAUGAUUCUUUUGUAGAUCCUGCCUAGGUGGCAUUUUGGAACAUGUGUGACAUAUAUUGAUACCUUCAA
Messenger RNA from Vicugna pacos (alpaca), 4211 nucleotides. Lineage: Eukaryota; Metazoa; Chordata; Mammalia; Artiodactyla; Camelidae. The record is from RefSeq and is a predicted model, not a curated record.